Molecule: messenger RNA, 5507 nt
Organism: Sphaerodactylus townsendi
Lineage: Eukaryota; Metazoa; Chordata; Lepidosauria; Squamata; Sphaerodactylidae
Gene: SEMA3C
Product: semaphorin 3C
Exons: 18
Coding region: 407-2662 (751 amino acids)
Biological process (GO): neural crest cell migration; semaphorin-plexin signaling pathway; positive regulation of cell migration
Molecular function (GO): chemorepellent activity; semaphorin receptor binding
Source: RefSeq, a predicted model, not a curated record
ACGCGAUUUGCUCGGCUCCCGAUGCGAUCAGGGCUUCCUCGGAGCUGAAAGGCGGUGCCUGGGCGGCUCUGGAGCGCCGGACCGAGCGUAAUUGGAAACCGGAGCUCCCUGCUACUUUCCAUUCGCGCUGAGGUGCUUUAUUCACCGGAAUAGGAGGAAGACGCUCCGGGCGCCUGGAGGGAAUAUUAUCCCAAGGAUUUUUCACCUCUGCCCAGACUGGGAGUUUACUUUCUACAGCCAGGAAAAAAAAAUUAGCUCUGGAAUUUGAAAGAGAGAGAGAGAGAGAGAGAGAGAGAGAGGUAUUGUUGCACAGAAGCCGGUAAACUGAGAGGCACUAUAAUGCCCCUUCGCUAUUGAGUGGCCGCCGGGUUUCAUAUUUGGAUAUUAAAUUCCACUUCUGAAGAUAAUGACAUUUCUCCACCUCCAAGUGUUGAUUGGGGUACUUGUUUGCUCAUGCCAUGUAAAUGGAUCCUCACAGCCUCAGGCCAGGGUGUUCUUAACAUUCAGUGAGCUUCAGGGAACCAAGACCUCUCAGUUCUAUGCUCUCUCCCACCACCCUUUAGACUACAGGAUAUUAGUGAUGGAUGAAGAUCAGGAUCGGAUCUAUGUGGGCAGCAAAGAUCACAUCCUAUCUUUGAAUAUCAAUAAUAUAAGUCAAGAACCCCUGAGCAUUUUUUGGCCAGCAUCAGCAAACAAAGUUGACGAGUGCAAAAUGGCUGGCAAGGAUCCUACUCAUGGCUGUGGUAAUUUUGUGCGUGUGAUCCAGAUUUUCAAUCGCACUCACCUAUAUGUCUGUGGGAGUGGAGCAUUCAGCCCUGUGUGUGCCUAUCUCAACAGAGGGCGAAGGUCUGAGGAGCAAGUUUUCAAAAUUGAUUCCAAAUGUGAAUCUGGGAAGGGACGUUGCUCUUUCAACCCAAACGUGAACACAGUCUCUGUUAUGAUCAAUGAAGAGCUGUUUUCAGGAAUGUAUAUUGAUUUCAUGGGGACUGAUGCUGCCAUUUUUCGUAGUUUAACCAGGCGGAAUGCAGUAAGAACUGACCAGCACAACUCCAAAUGGCUAAGUGAGCCGAUUUUUGUGGAUGCUCAUCUCAUCCCAGAUGGUACCGAUCCCAGUGAUGCUAAAGUGUACUUCUUCUUCAAAGAGAAAUUGACAGACAACAGUGGCAGCACUAAGCAGAUUAACUCCAUGAUUGCUAGAAUAUGUCCUAAUGACACUGGUGGGCAGCGUAGCCUUGUGAACAAGUGGACAACUUAUUUGAAAGCAAGGCUUGUGUGUUCAGUAAUGGAUGAUGAUGGAACAGAAACCUACUUUGAUGAAUUAGAGGAUGUGUUCCUGCUAGAAACUGAUAACCCUAGAACAACACUGGUCUAUGGCAUUUUCACAACAUCUAGUUCCGUUUUUAAAGGCUCAGCAGUGUGUGUGUACCACUUGUCAGACAUCCAGAGAGUAUUUAAUGGGCCAUUUGCACACAAGGAAGGCCCAAAUCACCAGCUGAUCCCCUAUCAGGGAAGAAUUCCUUACCCACGGCCUGGGACUUGUCCAGGAGGAGCGUUCACACCCAACAUACUGACAACCAAGGAGUUUCCAGAUGAUGUGGUCACCUUCAUCAGGAAUCACCCCUUGAUGUUCAAUUCCAUAUAUCCAGUCCACAGGAGGCCUCUAAUAAUUCGGACUGGCACAGACUAUAAAUAUACAAAGAUAGCUGUUGAUCGUGUUCAUGCAGCAGAUGGAAGAUACCAUGUCUUAUUUCUUGGAACAGACCAAGGAACAGUUCAGAAGGUUGUAGUCCUACCCGGCAAUUCCACAGCAAGUGGGGAGCUCAUAUUAGAAGAACUGGAAGUUUUCCAGAAUAAUGCACCUGUAACAACAAUGGCCAUUUCAUCUAAAAAGCAACAGUUGUAUGUGAGCUCGGAUGAAGGGGUGGCUCAAGUUUCUUUGCACCGCUGCCAUAUCUAUGGAACAGCCUGUGCUGAUUGUUGCCUUGCCAGAGACCCCUACUGUGCUUGGGAUGGCAAUUCCUGCUCCAGGUUCUACCCAACAGGGAAAAGGAGGAGCCGUAGACAAGAUGUGAGGCAUGGAAACCCUAUGACUCAAUGCCGAGGAUUUAAUCUAAAAGCUUAUCGUAACGCUGCAGAGGUCAUUCAGUAUGGAGUGAAGAACAACACCACUUUCCUGGAAUGCACACCUAAAUCACCACAGGCCUCUGUUAAAUGGCUAUUCCAAAAAGACAAUGACAGAAGGAAAGAGGUCAAACUUAAUGAAAGGAUCAUAGCAACUGAACAAGGGCUGUUGAUCCGCUCAGUCCAGGAGGCUGACAGAGGACUUUACCACUGCAUUGCAACAGAGAAUGGCUUCAAGCAGACAAUAGCAAAGAUCAACUUCAAGGUGUUAGAUUCAGAUAUGGUGGCCUUCAUGACUGACAAGUGGUCCCCAUGGACCUGGGCCAGCUCUCUUCAAGCUUUACAGUUUCAUCCAAAGGAUUUGGUUGGCACUUUCAGCCACUCGGAGCUGCAGAUGAUUAAUCAAUACUGCAAAGACACAAGACAGCUUGGGCAGCAGGCAGAAGAUUCUCAGAAGAUGAGAGGGGAUUAUGGGAAGUUGAAGGCCCUCAUCAACAGCAGGAAAAGUAGGAACCGAAGGAAUCAAUUACCGGGAUCAUAAAGUUUUUUGUCUUGGAACAUCAAACUUUUUUUCUUAUCCUCCCUUGAGGAGUUUUUAUUUGAUUGUUUUCCUGCUGAAAAAACAUAGCAAAGCAAGUCUGGUAGCAGCUUGUUCCAAUGAAAUGAAACCUAUCUAAGCUAAAGUGGAAAACCAAAUCAGACCCAAAGAGAUGUUGCUUGUGAAGUGCCCACUAGUACUAGAUCCAUCAUUAGUUUACCUAUAAGCCUGAUAAUUUGCCUUAACUCAGAUUUUCACUAGGAUGUUGUUGUCAUCAGUUGCCUUUUCCAAAGGAGUAAAGAGACAAAAGAGGCACAGAUUGCCUGGCUUGGAGUUAUGCAAAGUGGGAAGAAGAGUUUGGGUUAAGAUGGUUAUAUGUGUUUUUUAGGGAUAUCUUCAGCAGGGAUGAAGGUAACUAAUUUCUUAGUGGUACCAUCUCUCUUGGGAGACCUCCAAGCAGAAAAAAGGGGAGCAGUAACACUUCAGCCAAAUUCUUACCAAUGCCUGCCCAUAUUAGCAUAUGUUCUCCCCUGAUCUACAGCAUUUAGCCCACAGACUUGGGUAUGUAUCAUGGUCUCUAAUUAUGGUCCCCUAGCUUGAAAAAACAGCAGCCAAAGCAAGGAACUCAACCCAUGUCAUUUUCCAGCUUUGUAUUAAAGAUACAGGAUAUAUAUAUAUAAUUCCGAAUCAUUUUUUACAUGGCAAGUCACAAUACUGUGUUUCUAUUAUUGGCAUACUUGUACUGCACCCUUCUUUCAAACAUUGUCCGUCUGAUUUCAAGGUGGUCUCCCAAUGAGGCAGUUUACAGAGCUUGAUCUAAUCAUCAGACCAGGUUAGGUGCCUUCAGGUGCCAUUGUCUGGGCCAUUUAAGUUGGUGUAUAAUCUGGAUAGUGAAUAUAUAAUCAUUUUAUGAAUACAUGCCAUAAGAACUGGUAUUUGCCCUCCACAGCAACCCAUGGAAACCCAGAAUAAUAUUUGCCGGGGCAGAGAUACAUUAAGCUUCAGCUUAGCAGGGGCAAGUCUCUUUGUUUCAUUUAGUAUAACCAUUUUUGCAUCACAAACACACACAAAAAACCUGAUGAAAGAGUAUAUGGGAAGAAAAUAUUACAUAACCCAAUCAAAGAUUUCAUAGGGAAAGACUUAUAUCAAUGCCAGACGCUCCCCUCUUUUGAAAUCUCCAAUCAGGGGCUCAAGUGUGGCAUGGAAGUAAUGACGGCAAUUGGUGUGAAUUGUCAGAUAGGCAAUGGAAGCAGAUACCUCAAAGUUAAUCCUGUGUCACUACUGUAUUGUGUGAAUAAUUGCAAAACUGUGUGUCUUCCCAAGUGCAUUUCAUCCAGCACUCCCAUAAGCUUCCAUGAUUGGCAGCCUGACCACUUAGAUUUUUUUAGGUGCACUCCAAACAGUAGAGCUGUGGGUGGUGCCUUUUCACUGAUUCUACCCCACCCAACAUAAAGGCUUAUGCAGCUGCUCCAACAUCAUUCAGAAUACCUCAGAAAUGUCCCCUGCCCUCUUGUGGGGUCUCUUAACAUAGACCUUUGUUGAAUUGAUUCUCAGGCUUCAAUUGAAGUUUUGAGAGUAAACAUUAAAACAUAUACACAUCCCCCUUUUUUCUUCAUUUGUACAGGAAAGAUACAUUUUUGACAGUGGAAGUUUCUAUAACAAACAAUUAAGUCUUACAAGAUUUCCCUUUACCUUAUAGCAGAGGGAUCCUCAGCGUGGUAACUGUGGUUACCAUUGUGCCAUCUGGUAUUUUUAGAAAGUGGUGGGGCAAUAUGGGACUCUUCCCCAGCUGGACUUUAGAUUGGUCACUGGAGUUCUCAUUAGCUAAACAGAAGUAAUGUUGUUUCAGUGGUGGUCACCACUAUUGUGUUGAUUUUAUUCUCUCUCACACCUUUACACCUUUUCUUUUUAAAAAUUACCAGCACUUGAACUUCCUCUGUAUGCCUCCUGUGGUCGCACCCACUAAUCUGAAUAAGAAUCCCAAAGGUGUCCACUGGUUCAAAAACACUGAGUCCUCCUUGAGUUUGAAGUCUCUAUGAAGUAAACCUGUUUAUACCAAAAUGCCAUCAUAUUUAAGUCUCACUGUGUUUCCUUCAAUCAUUUGCUUAUUCAUUUCUAAUAUCUGCCUUGAUUAUGAAGGAACACAAACUUAUCAAAGUAUGUAGCUAGACUUUGUCCAUCAGAAGGCUCUUAGACCAGGAGUUCUUGAUCUUUUUGUGCCUGCACACACUUUUUGGAAAAUUGAGAAUAGGGAGUGCCCACCACUACACAAUGGGGAACACAUUAGGCAUUACCCACAUACAUUCUCAAUAAUUAAAUUUGACCAAGUUAUGCAUGGCAGAUGCCACUGUGAGGCUAUUGAAAAUUGUGUUGCCUUGGUGAGUUCUGUCUCCCUUGUAACAUCUGCAACCAGACAGCCCACAUUAUGAUUGGGAAACUUACACCUGUAGACAAUGUUGCUGGACAGGGGAAGUGUUGCUGUAUGUUGCAAGGGAAAUAUGCUUGGGAUGGCAUUUCCAGGGUACAUAUAAUUUGUAGCUAAGCCUGACGCAAGGGUUGCUUCAAAUGUCAUCUUUUUUAAAUCCAGAAAUAGUCUGGAUGUCAGAAACAAUCCAUGUUUCAUAUAAUUUCCCAUUAGGUAUACAUAUUGUUGAGCCAAUGAGUUGUGUAUCAGGAAGCUGGAUUUGAAGUUGCUCUGGGAUAGCCUGCUAGAUGUUGCCAGUAGAAUGAUAGAGUACUGCCCAGUUCCUUCUCAAGUGGUAUAUAUGAUAUCCUGAAGCUAGCCAAUUUAGAAAACCCAAAUAUUAUAUUGACCUUCACAAAAUAAAACUACCUCUUGUAGUCUGAA